AUGUCUUACCCUACUGUUCGUCCCAGCCGCUUGACGGUCUUUAGCCGAGACGGCACACUUAUCAUCAUCGUGCCCCUCAAUCACGAGGCUGGAGCAGGCGAGCAAGGUGGACCAGGACAAGGCUCUCUACCAGCUCAGCCUCCUGCAGCCGGAUUCCGCACAUCAGCCGAUCAAUUGAAGCGUGUCUCGCCUCUAAUGAACAGGGUCCUUACCACCUUAGAAGCUCAAACCAUGUUACGUUCGCCGCGUGGGCUUGAUUAUGUGCUACCCAAGUACGAUCCCGAUCUCGUCCGGUUGUUCUUGACGAUCCUUCACAACCCGCAACACCCCAUUACGCCUCUUACCGACCUCCUUCAAAUUGCAAAGCUCACUCAAAUAGCAGCGUUUUUCGAAUGCCCCUCUCUUAUUGCCUCCCAUGUUUCUGCGUGGCUAUCGAGCAGAGACUCCGAACCGCCCAGAACCUAUUGUCCCACCCUCAUGGUUUUUGUGUCGAUUUCGCUCCACCUCCACUUUGACAACAUGUUCGCCAAGUACACUAGUAUUGCAAUCGCAGAGAGCCCUGGACAGAUUACUUCCAUGGGCGCUCCCAUUUCUGGUGAUGUCCUCGAAGAUCUAAACCAGCGCCGGAAUUGCUUCAUCGGCGCCCAUUUCGACGUUUUGCACAACACUCUUAACGUACUCCUUAAAGGGCCCCCAGGAUGCACUGUAGAUUGCGAUUCUCGGAUGUUGGAUGCUCUGAUGAACCAGAUGAAACAGCAUGGCCUCCUUCGACCCAAGCCAGCGGCGCCCUAUAGCGGUCUCACUCACCGGCAGCUGGCCUCAACCAUCGCUUCCUUCAAAUGUCCGGCUGGAGUUGAUAUGAAAACAGUCUUAACUUUGCCGCCUUCCCUCCAAAAUGCGGCAUUUAUUUGGAGCUUACGAGUGCAACAAGCAGACUAUGUGCCGUUUUGCUCAUGGACUUGCAGUCUUCAACGAAUUGCGGGUCAACUCGAAUGGGUAUGA
This is a messenger RNA of Aspergillus nidulans FGSC A4, 1002 nucleotides long. RefSeq lists its product as uncharacterized. Bases 1 to 1002 code for a protein of 333 amino acids. The record is from RefSeq and is a predicted model, not a curated record. The transcript has 3 exons. Lineage: Eukaryota; Fungi; Ascomycota; Eurotiomycetes; Eurotiales; Aspergillaceae.